CCGUCGGAUGACCGUUUGCUUCAGCACAAAGUGUAGUUGAAGCCACGUUGGCGGCGGUGCGCGCAAACACCAACCAACAACAACCACCACCACCUGCACUGCAAACCCCCCUUGACCGACCUUCUUGCCUUGCUUGCUUGCUUGCUUGUUGUUGUGGUCCAUGUCUGCGACGUUGGCGGGCGACCUUCUGCUGACACGACAGGCGGGGCCGACGCUACCCUUGUCGUCGCCAUCGCCAUCGACAUCCAGCACUGCUUCUCCAGCAACGCGCCGUCGUCAGCAAGUCCUCCAAUACCAGCAGCACCAGCGCCAUCACCACGCCAGCAUGAAGGGGAGCUCCAGUGCAUCUAGCAGCGGCGAUGCAAGCAGUCGGACGUCGCCAAGGCUGCCACCUCCCACCUCUGUCCACCCAGGACCCCCAUCCUCCUCACCCAAUUCGCUCGUGAACAGCCUGCGAAAGCACUGGUUCCUGGUUGGCCUCGUCGCGUCCAUUCUUUUCGCUCGCGCAGCGCCCGACCUUGGUGCCAAAGGAGGACCUUUGAUGCCGGAGUACACCGUCAAGUAUGGCGCCGUGUUCCUCAUCUUCUUCAACUCUGGCCUCACCCUCAAGACAGAGGAGUUGAAGAAGGCAGCCAUGCAGUGGUCAGUCCACACCAUGAUUCAGGGUUUUACUCUUGGAGUAGUUCCUCUCUUCAUGUCCUUUGUUGUUGCCGCCCUUCGAGGCCUUGUUGACUGGAAUCCAGCAAUCCUCACAGGAUUGUCUGUACUGUCGUGCCUGCCCCCACCUGUGUCCUCCGCCGUCAUCCUGACGUCUGCUGCUGGCGGGAACGAGGCGGCCGCCAUCUUCAACUCUGCAUUUGGCAGUUUCCUCGGCAUUGUCGCCACCCCGCUCCUCCUCUUCACCGUCGUUGGCCAGUCUGCGGGUGUUCCCGUGGAGAAAAUCUUCAUGUCGCUGACAGCAACAGUUGUCGUUCCACUCAUCCUUGGCCAGGUCGUUCGGUUCAAGGCGUGGACAGCCAUAAAGCCUCUCAACAUCCCGUUCUCUACCAUCAGCAGCUCUGUCCUCCUCCUCAUCAUCUACUCCACAUUCUGCCAAACAUUCAAAGGUAUCUGUCGCUGCACGCUCUGA
This is a messenger RNA of Salpingoeca rosetta, 1129 nucleotides long. Its product is annotated as sodium/bile acid cotransporter 7. The coding region runs from base 161 to 1129 and encodes 322 amino acids. The record is from RefSeq and is a predicted model, not a curated record. The transcript is spliced from 6 exons. Gene Ontology annotation, cellular component: plasma membrane. Lineage: Eukaryota; Choanoflagellata; Craspedida; Salpingoecidae.